Messenger RNA from Blepharisma stoltei, 870 nucleotides. Lineage: Eukaryota; Ciliophora; Heterotrichea; Heterotrichida; Blepharismidae. The record is from the annotation of a GenBank genome assembly.
AUGUCAAAUCCGAUCAGAACAUAUAGUGAAUUGCCUAGAAAUGUACAGAAUGGACUGAAAAACUUGGAAAUCGAACUGCAGUUUGGCUGUUUAGGCCACUAUGAACAUGACACAAUAAAAAAUAUUGACCAAUCCUCUAUCCAAAUUAAUUUUUCGGGUGAGCUAUUGCUUUAUCCUAUAUUAAAAUAUUUAAGAGACCUCGGGUACCCUGUCGCAAACUCUAUGAUAUCAUAUUUAUCUCGCGAAAGAAACCUUUACAUCUACUUAGGGCAUGAUCCUUUACCCUCGGAUUUGGCCAUUCCUAUAGCAGACGUGCACGAUUUCCCUAUUUUACAACUAAAAUCGCGCCUCACUAACCAAACUGAAGUAAUAAUUUCAGCCAAUAUAAUUGAAGAAGACAAUAAUUCUGAAAAAGGCCAAGGCUCUAGACGAACAAAAGAAAGAAAAAUCGGCUUCAUUAUUGACAAAGUGGCAAAAUGGCGAAAUUUAUACAAUGGAGCUCCAAAUUCAAAUGGAGAGAUCGUUAGACACACCCUUGAAGAAGCUGCUUUACAAGUAGGAAUUUCAAAGAAAUCAUUAGAUGACUAUUUACUUCAGCUCAGAUUUGGGAGAAAAUUUGGCUUUAAUUUCGAAGAACAUAAAAACGAUAAGGUAGGGUUAUUAAGAGCUUAUGUAAAAAAGUUUAAAUUUAUCCAAAGCGAAAUAGCCAAACUUCAGACAGGGGAGGUGCUUUCUAAAGAAAUUUUAGAAAUGCUCAACCAAAAAGGAACGCCUUCUUGCAAAAGCAAAAAAUGCUGCGUACCACCUUCAGGCAUGCUUAAGCUUCCGGUUCAGUUUGUGAGCUCAUCAGUGGAUUUUGGGUUCAAAUAA